AUGGCAGGCCGGCCCCUAGCUCUGCGAUAUGGGCCCCCUUGGUACCCCAUUUCUGAAACUGAGGUUCCUGGAACCUGGCCCAGCUGGCCUCUCACCAGCAGCGGGGUCGCCCACCACAGGAUCCCACCAGCGCCCUUUCCUCCGCCCACUCUGCAGUCUACGGUCCUGGCACCCCUGCCCGCAGCCAUGAAGCACGUCCCGCGCAUCUGGGCUUUUGACGAAGUCAUCAGCAGAUGGGAAACCACCUCGGGCUCGGCAUACACGGCCAAGACUCACGGUGGGCCCUGUGCUCAGCCCAAGGCCGCAGAACAUGAGGACCCUGGGCGGCCACUAGGGAUCAAGUCUUUGGCUGAGAAGCUAAGAAGCCAUCAGGGUUUGGGUGUCCCCCUGAACACAAAAUACCAGAUCAGCGAGAUGAAGACACAGUACACGGGCUGUCCAGGUCUGGACCAGAGUGCCCCUCUCUUUGCGGAGCCCCAACCCCUGGAGCUCACUGACCACCACCGCGGAGGCCCUUCCCAGGCCCUCAUCCCCUGGACAAAGAACCCAGAGCUGGCUGGCCAGCCCUUUACAGUGAGCAAGAUGGGUGUCCUGGACCGCCUCCAGCCCUAUCUGACAACCUCUGCACGUGACUUCUCAAGGAAAGAGCUGCCUGGAUAUCCUGGCCAGAAAUCUAUGACUUGCUGGAGCUGUCUGAAGAAGCCACAGGCUUUCAGUCAUGGUGGUCCACCGAGGGAACGGCUAGCCCGUGCACGUCCAGUACCACCAGCUGUGCCAUACCUGGGGGCCCUGCCUUUGGCCCAGGAGUCCUACGGGCCCUCAGUGCACCCGCUCCGCAGGCUGGACCGCUUUUGCCCACUAGAGGCACCCUGGGGAGGCCCCCACCAGAAGCCAGUGCCUGGCAUCUACAGUGUGCCCAAGGCCUACUGCACCGAGAACUCCCGCUAUGGGAGUGCCAGGGCAGAGCUGGUGUGA
Messenger RNA from Microtus oregoni (creeping vole), 975 nucleotides. RefSeq lists its product as uncharacterized. Lineage: Eukaryota; Metazoa; Chordata; Mammalia; Rodentia; Cricetidae. The coding region runs from base 1 to 975 and encodes 324 amino acids. The transcript is spliced from 5 exons. The record is from RefSeq and is a predicted model, not a curated record.